Messenger RNA from Cladocopium goreaui, 1835 nucleotides. The record is from the annotation of a GenBank genome assembly. NCBI's taxonomy places the organism in Eukaryota, Dinophyceae, Suessiales, Symbiodiniaceae.
GGGGCUGCAGUGCUCGCGACCCAUUGCUGUGUUUUUGGUUUUGAAGUGAUAUCCAUUCUGCAUCGUGUAGCGUGCGCCGUGUGGCAUGGAUCACAGGGCCAAGGCAAGUCCAAUGAACAUUUAGAGGCUGUAGAGGCUGCGGUGUGGGACGCCCGCAUCAAGCAGUAUCGCUCUUCUUCCAGAGCAUGUAUGCACAUUGGGGCUAUUUGCACCUUUGGUCAAAUGCUGCACUUGCGAUGGAACGACCAUUCGCACUCGCGCUGGCCAUUUGUAAUUUCGAUGGCUGCAUGGUUGAUGCAUUUGGUCAUCAGUUCCAACAUCUUGCAGUUAAAUCGCGUCAGGUCUAGAGUUUUUUUACUUGUGAUGUAUUUGAUGUGCUCCCUUUGGGUCUUCGGCUAUCCAGGUGAUUGCCAGAAUGCUUUGAUUCUCUCAAGCGUCACCAUUUCUGUUCGCUUUGCCGUUGCCACAUUUUUCGUGGAUUUCCAAAUCGCCGUUCCUGCCCAAUCUGUGCUAAGCUUGGUGGAAACUUGGAAUGCUUGGAAGCGUGACCCACAAUCUGUGCACAUCUUCUUUUUUCAUCAGCUUACAGUUCUGGCCUUCAUUUUGGUGUUGGCCGGUCUGAUGGAAUUCAACAGCCGCUCCCGGAUUGCACUGCUGAUAAAUUCGGAGUCCAUGGUCUUCAGCUUUCGCAGGGUGCUACGUGGGGUGUGCGAUGGAGAAAUCUUGCUGGACAGUAAACUGAGAAUUUCAGGGAAUGCGUGUUGCUUGCAGACUUUGCUUAUGACCUCGGACUCUGAUUUCGGCAACAAGAGCUUCGAGGACUUGCUGGUGGAGGAUGAACGCGAACGCUUUCGGAGCUUCAUGUCGGAGCGGAAGCAGGCUGUGGCAUCUGACAUCAGUGCUCCUCCGUGCUUGCGAGUCUCAUUGAAACGCAUGGGCAUUGCUGGGUCAACUUCUUCGGCAUGUCCGCGUGUAGGGGUGGACCUCUUCCACGUGCCACACAUGUUGGGCGAAGAAACGUAUCACCUGAUUGCGCUCAGAGAAGAUUGGGACUCGCGAUCUCCACUAGAAAUCAUUGGAGCUGAUGGAGAUGGAAGCUAUCAUAGUCAUCCCCGCAGUCCUGUGUGCAAUGAAAGGAAAACAGUCAGGAGCUCUCCUCUCUCUGAUUCCUCAGUCUCACAGGUGUCUGGAAACUCGCUCCUGCAGAUUUGCAAGGAGUUGAAGGAGAUGACUUUGCUGGUGGAUGCUACUACGCCACUUUUGGAUGUGGAACAAGCUCACUUGAGCUUUGUUCGCCGCCCCGAUAGCGAGACUGACUCCACCAUGCCUAGUUUGCGACGUUUGGUUCAGCCAACGGAUUGGGGCACAAUUCGCUCUCAGCUCGUGAGUUUCGCUGCCACUGGAAGCAGAGAAAGAGAAGUGCUGAAAAUGAAGUUAAGAUUGCAGGAUGAUUGCAAGAGAUGCCUUGAAGCACGCCGUGUGUAUGUCUCCGCGUUCCUUCCCCCAAAUGGCGAGUCCGAGUCGACCAGCAAGUUAUGUUUACAACUGGAGAGAUUCAAAGUAGCGAGGCCUUCGCAAAAGCAAAGGUCUGAGUUGCAGGGCGUUUAUGAGUGCCAAUCUGAAGGUUCUGACCAGAGUUGAUCGUGUAGAUUUAGAAUUUUGAAAGACUGCUCGAGAAUCAAAUAGAUUCCCAAUGGCUGCUGUAUCUAGAACUUUUUUGCAUGAAGUAUCUAAAGUUGUUGACAUUUCCGUGGGAGCAGGGUUCGAUCCGCACCCAGAGCUCUCUCACUUCCAAAGCUUGGAUAUGGAUGAUAUGGACAGAACAUAGAAGCCAC